UUUCAUCUCAAUUUUGAGAAAAAGGAGUUAACCGUCUAUAAAGUCCGCCCAAAUUUUCAUUCAAAAUUGCCCUUUCGCCUUUCUCUUCGAGCUCUCGACAGAAAUCAAAAGAAAGAAACGAGGAAAAGAAAAUGUGCAGAAAUUCCUAAAUCUCAGACAGAGCAGAUCGUCCAAUUCGUGAAGAACCCGUUAUAAUAUUGAGAUUCUGAAGAUAUGCCGGAACCAAGAGACAGAGUCUCAAGGGCGGUGGACGUGGCGGAUGUUUACGCUCGUAGAAGGCGGCCAAUCAUAUCAGGCGGAAGUGGGCGACGGGAAACCCUCACUGUUUUUUCCAACGACGCUGAAGAGGUGGGUCCAACCACGCUAUUUCGCUGGGGAUCAACGCCAUUGACGGGAAGACGCGGCGGCUCUGAAGUGGGAAGUCCGGGUACUACAGGAUCUGGGCCACGUGGCAGCAGGUUACAGAACAUAUCUCCGGCGACCAGAAGUGGCCGGGACCGAGUAAUAGGUCGAGGCAGGGGUCGUCUUGGGGGUAGUGUUUUACCUGAUUGGUAUCCCCGAGUUCCCCUUCAAGACAUCACCGAAAUCGUUAGGGCCAUUGAAAGAAGAAGAGCUCGAAUGAGGGAAGGCGAGGGCCCUCGAAUUGAGACUCCUGUACAUCAGCCACUGGCUGUUCAUGAUCGUUCAGUGUCCACAUCAGGUGCUCAACUCGAGCACAGUUCUGCAACUUUUACUCCAUAUCAAAAAGGCAGUAGCAGGAACCUUUCCGUAUCAGUUCCGAAGAUAUUGCUUGAUAUCACUAACCACAACAAUGGAAAGUCAUCUGGCCUAACACCACAAAAGAAACUUCUGAACUCCAUUGAUACAGUUGAAAAAGUGGUGUCAGAGGAAUUGCUAAAACUGAAGAGGACUCCAGCUGCAAAGAAGUUAGAGAGGGAGAAGAAGGUGAGGACCUUGAUGUCUAUGCGCUGAUAAAAAGAUAUGUUUGUGGAGUCUUAACUCAAUCAAGGUUGAGGCAACAAGUGUGAAUAUUGAACUCAAUCAAGGUUGAUUGUAUACAAGUGUGGAUAUCUUUUAGCUCAAUCAAGGCAAGGAUGAAACCUGAAGAGCUUCUUUCAUACUCAUGAAAACUGAAGAAUUUCUUUCAUACUCACGGAAACUGAAUUCAUUCUCAUGAAAACGGAAGGAUUUCAUACUCGGCAAGCUUGAGGAUAUUGGAGUAUAUAGCAAUAGCAGAAUAAUACCACUAAUGGUAUGACUUAGAAUCACCUGUUUAAAAGAGCUAGCUUAGUGGACAGUUUUUUGUUCCCAUCAUGAUUAGCUUGUUGAUCUUUUAGCUAGAUCAACCUCAUAGUUCAACCUUUUCAUUUUUUUCUUGUAUAUCUUGUGAUUCUAGUAGAUCUGACCAUUUCUUGUCCUGUGAUCCAACACUUAUGGUCCUUAAGUAAAAGAUUGUACAUUUGUACUGAUGCUCAAAGAAGAAAUUGCUUACAACUGAU
Molecule: messenger RNA, 1499 nt
Organism: Oldenlandia corymbosa var. corymbosa
Lineage: Eukaryota; Viridiplantae; Streptophyta; Magnoliopsida; Gentianales; Rubiaceae
Source: the annotation of a GenBank genome assembly